AUGGCGACCGACCACCGCGCGUCGCUCCUCCCCUUCGCCGCCGCCUUCCUUGUGCUGCUCCUCGCUGGCGGCGCCGCGGCGGACGACGCCUCCAGCGACGACGACGCGGGGACUUCGCGGACGCCCGGCUGCUCCAACAAGUUCCAGCUGGUUAAGGUGAAGAAUUGGGUGAAUGGGACUGAAGGUACAACUGUUGUUGGCCUAAGUGCAAAAUUUGGAGCUCCCUUGCCAAGAGAUAUUCAUGAAGCAAAAAAAUCAUUUGCUGUCCUCGCAAAUCCAAUUGACUGUUGCUCCAACUUGACAUCAAAGCUAACAAGUUCAGUUGCUAUAGCAACACGUGGGGAAUGCACUUUCACGGAAAAAGCAAAUACUGCUCAGGCUGGUGGUGCGACCGGUUUACUAGUUAUCAAUGAUAAUGAAGAGCUUUACAAGAUGGUUUGCGGUGAGAAUGACACUUCCAUUAACGUGACAAUACCUGUUGUCAUGAUACCACAGUCAGCAGGAAAGAAGUUGAAGAACUUCUUGCAUCAUGGAGCAAGUGUGGAAGUACAGCUAUAUUCACCAAAUCGACCAACUGUGGACCUUUCAGCAUGCUUCUUAUGGAUAAUGGCUGUAGGCACCAUAGUCUGUGCUUCACUCUGGACUGAAUUUGUUACAUGCGAGCAGGUUGAUGAGCGUUAUAAUCAGCUGACCAGAAAGGAUGGACCUGAUAUGGGAACAAACUACAGAGAAGAUAAAGAGAUCUUCGAGAUCAGCGCCAAGGGUGCUAUCGUUUUUAUUAUAGUAGCUUCAGUUUUCCUCCUCCUUUUGUUCUACUUCAUGUCAUCUUGGUUCGUUUGGGUGCUAAUUGUACUAUUCUGCAUUGGUGGUAUUGAGGGUAUGCAUGUUUGCUUGGUCACGCUUCUAGCUAGGAUUUUUAAGGACUGUGGACGAAAGACUGCACAACUCCCUUUUUUGGGAGAGAUCUUGAUCUUAUCUGUUGGAAUUGUACCAUUUUGUAUGGUAUUUGCAAUUCUCUGGGCUGUGUAUCGCCAUGCUUCAUUUGCUUGGAUAGGCCAAGACGUUCUUGGUAUCUGCUUGAUGAUAACUGUGCUUCAGAUGGCACGCUUACCAAAUAUCAAGGUUGCAUCAGCACUUCUUAGUGCUGCAUUUGUGUAUGACAUCUUUUGGGUGUUCAUUUCACCUCUUAUAUUCAAUGAAAGCGUCAUGAUUGCAGUUGCUCGAGGUGAUAACACUGGGGAAUCAAUUCCUAUGCUCCUAAGGAUACCCCGCUUCUUCGAUCCAUGGGGUGGCUAUGAUAUGAUAGGCUUUGGUGACAUUAUCUUCCCUGGAUUGCUUGUUGCAUUCAGCUAUAGAUUUGACAGAGCAACCAGAAAGGGUGUCUUGAAUGGAUAUUUUCUGUGGCUAAUUCUGGGAUAUGCAGUUGGCCUUUUCAUAACGUAUCUUGCGUUGUUCCUGAUGGACGGGCAAGGUCAACCUGCGUUGUUGUACCUUGUGCCAUGUACAUUGGGGGUUAUUGUUAUUCUUGGUUGGUUAAGAGGCGAGCUUCAUGAAUUAUGGAACUACGGAAAAAGUCGAGCAGAAAAUUUGGUCAACGAACCAUGA
Molecule: messenger RNA, 1605 nt
Organism: Miscanthus lutarioriparius
Lineage: Eukaryota; Viridiplantae; Streptophyta; Magnoliopsida; Poales; Poaceae
Source: the annotation of a GenBank genome assembly